Messenger RNA from Oryzias melastigma (Indian medaka), 885 nucleotides. It is a transcript of the gene thyn1, whose product is annotated as thymocyte nuclear protein 1. Lineage: Eukaryota; Metazoa; Chordata; Actinopteri; Beloniformes; Adrianichthyidae. Gene Ontology annotation, cellular component: nucleus. The record is from RefSeq and is a predicted model, not a curated record. The transcript is spliced from 8 exons. The coding region runs from base 142 to 810 and encodes 222 amino acids.
AUCACGCAUGCGCAGUUUUCUCACUUCGGAGAAGCCGGUGGAUGAAUCGAGCGCACCUGUAUACAUGCUGAAGUCACGGCUGGCUGGAUUCUCGCGCCAGAUUCAUUUUUAAAACUUCAUCGCGUGCUGUAAAGGUGAGAGAUGCCACCAAGCAAAAGAGCCAAAGUGAGGACAGAAACUACAAGUUCAGAUGACAGCAGUGAUGAGGGAAAUGCCUUCACCCUCAACAAGAAGAAGAAAGUUGCAGCUCCUGCUGGGAAAAGAGUAAAAAGCUCCUCUGACCCUCCAACUUACAGCCACUGGUUGAUGAAGUCUGAGCCUGAGAGUCGCUUUGAGAACGGCAUCGAUAUGAAGUUUGGCAUUGAGGACCUCAAGGCUCAACCCAAUCAGACCGCCUGCUGGGACGGCGUCCGCAACUAUCAGGCUCGCAAUUUCAUGAGGCAGAUGAAAGGGGGCCAGCGGGCUUUCUUUUACCACAGUAACUGCAAAGACCCGGGGGUGGCGGGGCUCAUGAAGAUAGUGAAGGAGGCGUAUGUGGACCACACUCAGUUUGACAGGAAAGAUCCCCACUAUGAUGCAGCCAGCAAGCCAAGCAAUCCCAAGUGGAGCAUGGUGGACGUUCAAUAUCAAAGGAUGCUGCUGCGUUUUCUCCCGCUGUCCGAGCUGAAGAAGUACCACCUGCAGCAUCGGGACAGCGGAGGACCGCUGAAGAGCUUGGCCCUUUUUACCAAACCGAGGCUGUCGGUUCAACCCCUCACCGCUGAAGAGUUUGACUUCAUCUUGAGCCUGGAGGACAAAAAGCCGCUGUGAUCCACCCAUCCUGUGAACUUUUUUACUCAUCGAAAAUCUGUAUUUCAGUAUUAAUAAAGGUUUUUUAUGUAUGAA